Messenger RNA from Morone saxatilis (striped sea-bass), 1023 nucleotides. RefSeq names its product SEBOX homeobox (gene sebox). Lineage: Eukaryota; Metazoa; Chordata; Actinopteri; Moronidae. The transcript has 3 exons. The record is from RefSeq and is a predicted model, not a curated record. Gene Ontology annotation, molecular function: DNA binding. Bases 1 to 1023 code for a protein of 340 amino acids.
AUGGCUCUGUUCAUGGACUCAGACUUCUCUUUGCUCAAGCAGAACCCGCAGAAAGACAUGGUGGAUUUUAAAGCUUUAUUUGGAGAACAGGAUCAAUGUAAAGAAGAUGCUCGGGCUGAGGGCGCGCUGUCCUCCCCGGAGCCGGACAGAGCCGCCGGGCUGAUGGAGGGCCAGAGGAAGAGGAAGAGGACCAUCUUCAGCCGGGCCCAGCUGUCAGAGCUGGAGCAGGCCUUCGCUGUGACUCCCUACCCGGACAUCACCCUGAGGGAGAGGCUGGCCGCGCACACACACCUGCCCGAGAGCAAGAUACAGGUGUGGUUUCAAAACAGAAGAGCCAGAAGUAUUAAGACUGGGAGACUCCCCAAGUCCACCAAGUCAGUCCUGGGAGGUAGAGGGGUUGUUGAUCCCUCCACUGGGCCUGUGACCUCUGCUUUCCUCGCCUCAACCACCCUGGCAGACAUAUUCAGGCCGGAGCAGAACCACUCCUGUGAAGACGUCCCGCAAAUGUAUUCUGACUGGAUCCAAAUCUACAGCAACCCCGUAUCAUCGCCACCAUCUUCCUCGUCAAGCCACCAGCAGCCCGCGCUGGGCUCCUCUAAACCUCCAGAGUCUCGUCUCUGGGAGGAGGAGCAGCACCACCAGAGGCAGCACCUGGGACCAGCACUCCCGGGGUUCCUCCCCGGUUCUUUCCCUCAGCCUGUCAGCAGGCAGCCUCACCACCCAGCCUCCGCCCGCUCCUACCAGGCCUUCAGGAACUUCAAACCCCAGACCGUGGCUCCACCCGGGGCUCAUCAGGCCGUGUACGGAGGCAGCGCUGCAGGAGGUCACACCUCUGUAGACCAGGUAGUCCCUUCCCAUCCUCAGCCGGUGUACUGGGAGGUAACUCAGGGCCAAGGACACCACCACCAUCACCACCACCCACACCAUCACCACCACCCUCAAAUGGGACCACAGACCUCCAUGGGCUACAUCUCAGACCUGAUCUACAACGCUGCUAUUGUCACCAACUUUCUGGAGUUCUGA